AUGUUGUAUAGCAUUACAAUCGGCUAUAUCAUUACCAGAUACAAGCAACAUACGGCAGUACGAUUCACUAGAUCCCUUCAUUGGCAGAUUACAGAAUUAUGGAUCAAUUUAAAUACGAAAGCAAUUAGUAGUCGGUUGUCUGCGAAACAACUUCAUCAGAAUGUCAAACUUUUAUCACAACGGAUACAAUUCGUCUAUUCAACUACUUAUAAUUGGUGCAAUUUCUGUCUUCGUCAACCAUCAGCACAGGAGAUACAUAAUUAUUGGAGAAGUGCAUUCCCUUGGUGUUUUCAUCUGUUAUGUUACAUAUUUAUCACAGUAUUUCGUUACAAGAAUAAUAACUUCCAGUCUUCAUACAUGUCCAACUCACUGAUAACCACUUCGGUAGCUAUGACUCAUCCUUGGUUGAUUUUUGGAGUUUUUCGUCAACUGAAAAAGAUUAUAGCCUAUGUUUACCAUAAAAUACGAGAUCAGUAUAGACAGAAUUAUUUCAGGUAUGCAUCACCGACCAUAUUAGAAACAGAUCAUGGAUUCUAUUUGAUUCGUACGUAA
This is a messenger RNA of Heterobilharzia americana, 552 nucleotides long. The record is from the annotation of a GenBank genome assembly. NCBI's taxonomy places the organism in Eukaryota, Metazoa, Platyhelminthes, Trematoda, Strigeidida, Schistosomatidae.